AUGGUGAUUUUCCAACAUCCAACUCACGCACACACACACAUUCAGCUGAUAACUCACCUCAACUUAUUAGCCGAUGUUUCAUUCGCUGUCGAAAAUUUCAAGCGAAUGGUUAGUUUCAAUGUGUGGAGAAACCUAUACCAUUUACUCUGCAAGAAUCCUGGCACAUUGACCUCAAUCCGAACGAAAGUAUGGGCACCUCGAUUUCCUCCUGUACAACCGUCCGAUGUUCCUCUAUACGAUAAAGUGGUCGAUGCGAUGCGUGUUCAUGCGGAAAAUCCGACAAAGAUUGCACUAAUGAGCGGAGAUGGCGAAGCUGAUCCCAUCACUUACAAGGAACUUUUGUUUCAAACUGAAGCUGCUGCAUCGUUUCUUUCGAAAUGCGGAAUUCGACGAGAAGUCGCAUGUCUUGUGAUGUCAAACUCACCUGCUUUCAUAGCUUCUCAUCUUAGCGUCUUGAAGUGUGGCGGUUUGGUUACUGUAGCAAAAACAUCGGCUUCACGAGCGGAUCUAGAGCAACAAAUAAAGGAAACCAAUUCAAGCUUUAUUUUCACCGACGAAGAUGCUCUGGACAAACUCUUACGCGUAGCCGAAAAUUGCUCUAACGUGAAGACGAUUUUCUGCGUGAGACGAACUUUAUCGAGAAACAAGCUGCCUAAAGGAGUUGUCGACUUCAAAAGAGUGAUAGCAGGGCCUAUCACUGAAACGAAGAAUGAAAAUUAUAAAUCUACGGACACAGCGAUGAUUUCGUACACAACCACUUCAGAUGAGUCCCUAGUAGGAAUGGUCCUCACUCAUAGGAACAUCUCAACGGCGGCCGACAUUUACAACGAGUGCCUCCGUCGUAUUAUGAAAAGAGCGUACAUGUACACGGAUCUCUCUCAAGAAAAACUGCUCCAUUGCUCAUCGUUUUCGAGUUUAUUUGGUCUUCUAUGCAUGGAUAUUGCCUUAAUUGCUGGAUUUACAUCCAUUAUACUUAAGGAAUUCGAUCCCACAUUGUUUCAGAAUAGUCUCCACUCUCAUAUGCCACGUCUUCUCAUCACCGAACCGAAAAAUAUUGUCAGCAGCCUGAAAUAUCAUGGAACUAAUGCGUUCAAGACGAACUCUCUGGAAUAUGUCCUUUGCAACGGACCAGCCGUGGGAAAACGCGUUCGUAAAGGAUUUUUGGAGAAGUUUCCUUCCGUAAAAUACAUGACCAGCGGAGCCGGUUUGCUGGAUGGAGCCCCCGGUGCGAUGAUACCGAAUAUUGGUGAUCGAGAGAACACCGACUGUGUUAGUUGCGCGGUGCCAACGUGUGAAACGAAGGUGGUUUGUGCCGGCAGAGAACUUGGCGUUGACCGGGUUGGUGAGAUUUGUUUACGUGGACCAACCGUUAUGCAAGGAUACGUAGGGGAUAGUGAGGCUGUUGAUGCUAAUGGUUGGUUUCACACAGGUGAGAUCGGACAUAUAGACCAGCAUGGAAAUAUUUUUAUUGAUGGUCGUUUGGAUGACUUUACUGAUGUGGAUGGUCAACAAGUUUGUCUCAACGAAUUGGAGGAUAUCCUCCUCUGUCAUCCAUCAAUUGUUGACGCUGCUGUGGUAGGCAUAGAAAACAAGGAACUUGGACAUCUUUUGAAAGCAUUUGUAGUGCAAUGUGAUGAAACGUUAACGCCGGAUGAAGUUCAGCUUUAUAUUCGUGGACAAAUAUCUGAGUCCUACAAGCACCUAUCGGGUGGAGUUGAAUUCAUUGACGCGAUUCCAAGAGCAGCUGAUGGUCAUAUUCUUCGAAAUAAACUUGCGAAAUUAAAAGCUGCUCAUGAAGAGAAGACAGCAGCAGAAAGCUUGGAACAAUUCCCUUAA
Necator americanus (New World hookworm) is the source of this 1836-nucleotide messenger RNA. RefSeq lists its product as uncharacterized. The record is from RefSeq and is a predicted model, not a curated record. The coding region runs from base 1 to 1836 and encodes 611 amino acids. Gene Ontology annotation, molecular function: CoA-ligase activity. NCBI's taxonomy places the organism in Eukaryota, Metazoa, Nematoda, Chromadorea, Rhabditida, Ancylostomatidae. The transcript has 14 exons.